AUGGCGCCGCGGUCAGGAGUCGAGGUGAAAGAGGAGGAAGGGGAGAGCCAGAAGAAGAUCUCGGUCUUGUUCGUGUGCCUGGGCAACAUCUGCCGCUCGACCAUGGGGGAGGGCGUGUUCCGGAGCCUGACGCUGUCCGAGGGGUCGCCUUACAAGCGCUUCGUGGGGAGGGUCGAUAGCUGUGGGACUGGCGGCUACCAUACAGGAGACGAGCCCGACUCGCGGACAAUGAGCACUCUCGAGGACCACGGCAUUACGGAUUACAGGCACGCAGCGCGGACGCUUCGCAGCCGCGACUUCAAGGACUUCGACUACAUCUUCUGCAUGGAUCACAGCAACCUCGAGGACGCGCAGCGGUGGGCCAACCGGCCUGCCUCGAAGGACGGCGCGAAGGCACAGGUUAUGCUAUUUGGCGAGUUCUCUGGCGUCCCCGGCAAGAAGGAGCGCGUGUCGGAUCCAUACUACGGUGGGCGGGAUGGGUUUGAGAAGGCGUACGAGCAGUGCAGGCGGUUUUCGAUCAACUUUUUGAAAGAGAAGCUCCCAAAUGUUCCUGGCGGAGAGGAGUUUCUGGCCAAUCUCUGA
This is a messenger RNA of Microdochium trichocladiopsis, 582 nucleotides long. Its product is annotated as phosphotyrosine protein phosphatase I superfamily. Gene Ontology annotation, molecular function: protein tyrosine phosphatase activity. Gene Ontology annotation, biological process: protein dephosphorylation. Bases 1 to 582 code for a protein of 193 amino acids. NCBI's taxonomy places the organism in Eukaryota, Fungi, Ascomycota, Sordariomycetes, Xylariales, Microdochiaceae. The record is from RefSeq and is a predicted model, not a curated record. The transcript is spliced from 3 exons.